Molecule: messenger RNA, 7143 nt
Organism: Didymella exigua CBS 183.55
Lineage: Eukaryota; Fungi; Ascomycota; Dothideomycetes; Pleosporales; Didymellaceae
Product: 6-methylsalicylic acid synthase
Exons: 4
Coding region: 1-7143 (2380 amino acids)
Biological process (GO): secondary metabolite biosynthetic process; fatty acid biosynthetic process
Molecular function (GO): phosphopantetheine binding; fatty acid synthase activity; 3-oxoacyl-[acyl-carrier-protein] synthase activity
Source: RefSeq, a predicted model, not a curated record
AUGGCGCCAUCCAAACCCACCCAAGCGGCGUCGGUCGCCAUAUUCUGUCCACAGAGCAAGGCGCCAGAUGAAGCGUAUCUGGACCAGCUGCGCACAUUUUUCAUACAACACCACCAACUGCGCAAGCUAGCAGACGACGUCCUGCGACUUAGCGAAACAUGGGAUAUUCUUGCCGCACGCAGACCCGACAUUGCUGCGCUGCACCAAGGACCCAAGUAUCUACGGGCGCUACACAGCUGGGUAGAAACUGGCGCUUCAGGACCUGUCGCGAAUGCCAUGUCCGGGAUCCUUUCGUUGCCACUGUUGGUGGUCAUUCAGACAUGUCAGUAUUUCCAGUACCUGCAGCUUGUGGGCUUGACGCACGCCGAGUUCUUGCACGGGCUCAAGAUGGGAGGCGCACAGGGAUACUGCGGUGGACUUCUACCUGCUAUUGCUGUUGCAUGUGCAAAGGACGAGGAAGAGGUGGUGCGUAUGGCGGGGAUUGCUAUGCGUAUCGCUCUUGCGGUAGGCGCGUAUGGAGAGUUAGGCGACGAUGAGAACUUGCCUGGCCCUACGACGAUUGUACUUCGUCUUCGAUAUGAGGGACAGGGCGACGAUAUAGCGAGGAAGUUUCCCGGGUCGUAUGUUUCUGCCGUCACUGACCCCAAGACCAUCAGCAUCGUUGGUCCUGUCCCCACGCUCGAGAAGGUCAUUGCGUACGCACGGGAGCUAGGUCUACAGGCGCAAGGCAUGCAUCUCAGGGGAAAGGUGCACAACCCAGAGAAUGCGGACCUAGCCCGAGAGCUCUGCGAACUGUGUGAUGGGUUCGAGAAUCUUACACUGCCGCCCUGCGAGGAACUCCAGGUUCCCGUUUACUCCAAUAUUACUGGCAGGCGGUUGCAGGGUUGCUCUCUCACACAUGAAGCCGUUCUCACCAUACUGGCAUCGCGGUGCGAGUGGUGGACGCUCCUCAACGAGCUGGCAUCCGCGCUCAAGUCCACAGGCGUUCAGUCGCACACGUUCGCCAUGUUUGGCAUUGGUGACUGCGUGCCACUGAUGCCUUUUCACCAGGCGAGGCUCAAGGUUUCCAAGAUCGACAUUCAUCGUACUAUUCGGGAAGCAGAGCUCAGCGAGUACACAUUUCCAGAAGAUGCCAUCGCAAUUGUGGGCGCUGCGUGUCGGCUCCCUGGUGCCAACAACCUGGAAGAGCUAUGGGAUCUUAUGGCAGGCGGUAUCUCUAAAGCAGAGGAGAUUCGACCAGAUCGUAUACCGUUGCAUGCGAGCUUCAGGGCAUCACAGGAUCAGAAGUUCUUUGGCAACUUUGUCGACGGGGUUGAUGGCUUCGACCACGCUUUCUUCCGCACGAAUCCGAAGGAGGCGGCGUACAUGGAUCCGCAGCAGCGCAUCCUGCUCGAGUUGGCGUACCAGGCCAUGGACUCUAGCGGCUACCUGCGGUCACACAAACGUGAGGACGGUGACAACAUAGGUUGUUUUAUUGGCGCUUCUUUCAACGAAUACCUCGACAAUACUUCAGCGCAUGCCCCGACGGCCUACACGUCGACUGGUACUAUCCGAGCAUUCCUCUGUGGUAAGAUCAGCUACUACUUCGGAUGGAGCGGACCCGCGGAAGUCAUCGAUACGGCGUGCUCGGCUUCGCUUGUUGCUAUCAACCGUGCAUGCCGGGCUGUUAUGAGUGGAGAGUGCACGCAAGCGCUAGCAGGGGGUGUCAACAUCAUGUCUGGCAUCAACAACUACAUGGAUCUGGGCAAAGCAGGGUUCCUCAGCCCGACUGGACAGUGCAAGCCUUUUGACAAGAAUGCCGACGGGUACUGUCGCGCUGACGGAGCGGGACUUGUGGUGCUAAAGUCGCUGCGGCACGCGCGAGCUGAUGGCGACAAUAUCCUUGGUGUCAUUCCUGGCGUAGCGACAAACCAGGGCGGACUCUCAGCGUCAAUCACCGUGCCUCAUUCGCCUGCACAGAUGACGCUGUACAGGCGCAUCCUCAAGCAAGCAGGGAUGAAGGCGGAACAGGUGUCGUACGUUGAGUGCCACGGAACUGGUACACAGGCAGGCGAUCCGCUUGAAAUGGCUUCAGUGCGCGAGGUGUUUUGCAGCGGUGACCGACAAGGGAACCUGCAUGUCGGAUCUCUCAAGGGCAACAUCGGACACUGCGAGACUGCAGCUGGCGUGGCAUCGCUGCUUAAGGUGCUUGCCAUGUUGCAGAAGCAGCGGAUUCCCCCACUUGCCAGCUUCAAGUCUCUCAACCCCAAGAUUCCUGCUUUGGCGCCGGACAAGAUGGCCGUGGCUAAGCAGGUGGAAGAUUGGGACGCGCCCCUACGUGCGGCAUGUGUGAACAGCUACGGUGCAGCCGGCAGCAAUUCUGCGCUCCUAUGCGUGGAAAUGAAGAAGAAGAGUGUUAGCCCAGCUGGAGAUGGUGUGGCAACAGCCAAAGCUACUGCGUGGCCUAUUGUCAUCAGUGCAGCCAGCAAAGAGUCUUUGUCACGAUACUGCCAUGCUUUGGACGAGUACCUGAGUAAAAACAGCAAUGUGGCGCUCGGCGAUGUGAGCUUCACGCUUGCGGAGCGGAGGCAGCGUCAUCGAUUCCAGCUCGCGACGACAGUGUCGGACAUGGGCAGUCUUCGCGGGGUUCUGACAGACGGACAGCUCGAGGCAAGCAUGAUUGAUGUGCCCCAGACCGCUCGCCCCGUAGUGCUAGCGUUUGGUGGGCAGAGCAAGCAGACGGUGGGGCUGGACAGAGGCUUGUAUGACAGCAGCCCCAGGCUUCGAGCUUACAUUGAAGCGUGCGACAAGAUGCUCGUCGACAUGGGGUAUGCGAGCAUCCUGCCUGCCAUCUUCUCGUCAGAGCCGCUCGCUGACGUCGUCGUGCUACAGACGGCGACGUUUGCGGUGCAGUACGCGUGCGCCAAAUGCUGGACGGACGCAGGAGUGCGUGUUGGGGCAGUUGUCGGACACAGCUUUGGAGAGCUCACGGCUCUCGCCUUCUCCGGCGCUCUCAGCCUGCGCAGUGGGCUGACGAUCGUGGCGGCGCGUGCGAAGCUCAUGGCAAGCAAGUGGGGCCCGGAGAGAGGCACUAUGCUCGCCAUCCACGCUGCCCGAGACGUCGUCGACCAGCUCAUCCGCAACGUCGGCGGCGGCAGCGAGCUGGAGGUGGCGUGCUACAACGCCGUGGCCAGCCAGGUGGUCGUGGGAUCGGCCGCCGCCGUGGAGCGUGCCGAGGCCCUGCUGGCCAGCGAUGCGCAGUUUACCAGUGUGCGCAGCCAGCGCGUCGACGUGUCACAUGGCUUCCACUCCAAGUUCACUGAGCCGCUGCUGGACGAGCUCGCGACCGUGGCGGCGUCUCUUACCUUCAGCGAGCCGAAGACGGCGCUCGAGAUGUGCGUACCCGACGACUGUGCAAAGCAGAGCGUCGGCCCGUGGCGGAUUACUCAGCACACGCGCGAGCCCGUCUACUUCGUCGACGCCGUCCGCCGCAUCGAAGCCCGGCUGGGUCCCCGCUGUCUGUGGCUUGAGGCCGGCACAGACGCGCCCAUCAUCGCCAUGGUCAAGCGCGCUGUGGCGCAGCCAGCGGACCAUGUCUUCGUCCCCAUGCGCUUCGCGGGCGCUAAGAGUGCUGCUGCCGUCUUGCCUGACGCCACCACCGCGCUCUGGCGCGAGAAACUCGACGUCUCGUUCUGGCCGUGGCUUGGCGGUCCAGCUGAGUCAGGGCUUAGUCAUGUGUACCUCCCACCCUACCACUUCGUCCGUGCCUCUGCCUGGGUCGCCAACGUCGAUCGUGCUAGCGAAGCGCGCGUCGAGGGAGAUGCAAAACCCACGGUUCAGCCGGAGAAGCUCCAAUCGCUGCUCGUCACCCAACAGCAGUCGGGCUCCCUGACAUUCACCGUCAAUAUCGCCUGCAAGCGCUUUCGCGACAUUGUCAGCGGCCAUGCGGUGCGCGGUCGUCCGCUGUGCCCGGCCUCCAUGUACAUGGAGUGCGCCGUCAUGGCUCUGCAGUGCCACCUCGGCUCUCGCUUCGACAAAGCCUCCGCUCUGUCCUUUGAGAAGCUCACCUUUGAACAUCCCCUGGGCGUCGAUCUAAGCCGUGAUGUAUCCGUUGUGCUGGGCGAAACUGCUGAGCCCGGACUAUGGACCUUUCAACUGCGCAGCUCAGCCAAGUCGUCCGCCAAUUCGCGUUUCUCUACACACGGCCGCGGCAAGGUCCGACUCGGCAGCCCUCCACAGCUGCAUACAUUCAAACACCUCAUCGCUGAGUGCGUCGAAGAUGUCGGCAAGAAGCACGGAACAGAGACCCUAUUAUCCAAACGCGCAUAUGGCUUGUUCUCACAGGUCGUCACCUACGCGCCCCUCAUGCGUGGCAUCCAGUCCAUCACCAUGGACGGCACUCGAGCCAUUGCCAGCAUCAAAGUUCCAUCCCCUCAUGUUGCCCUUGACGACAGUUCCGCCAUUGCGCUCUGUGAUACUGUCUCAAUAGACACCUUUAUCCAGGUUGUGGGCCUCCUCAUCAACAGCAGUGACGCCUGCAUUCCUGACCAUGUAUUCGUCGCCACUGGCGUGGAGAGCGCUACGCUGUCUCAAACCUGCGAUUUUACUGCCACCGACACCUGGAAUGUGUACGCCGUGUUCAGGUCUACCAGCGAGACAACGGCCACAGGUGACGUCUUUGUCAUGACCACUGAAGGCAACAUGGCUCUGACUGUCAUGGAUGUCAACUUCACCCGACUGCCCAUAGCAACACUGGAGAAGCUGCUAGACACGGCAAAUUCUGCACCUGCUGCCAAAAAAGAAAGCGCUCCCAAACAUGCUGCACCUACAGUCCCAAGCCGCCGUGCAGUGCCCGAGUUGGUGACUGCAGACGAUCCUCAAGCAUACAGCUCCUCUAGCAGCGAAGACGGCAUUGCCACUCCAUCUGGCGAGCAAGAUGACGGCAGUCUGCGCAAGAUGAUUGCUAUGUACACCGGUGUAUCAUCAGAUUCUAUCGCCACACAGGCCACCAUGGCGGAUUUGGGAGUCGACUCUCUCGCAGCUGUUGAGUUUGCCGAGGAUCUACGCUCGCAAUUUGGAAAGGACAUCGAGCCGGUGGACCUCCUUUCAAGCGAUCUCGAUGCCUUGUCCAAGCUUUGCCUGGCUCCAGUGUCAAAGCCGCUACUCAUGAAGAAGUUGACCAAAGCCAUUGUAGUCCCGGUGGCUCCUGCUCUUCCGGCGACUGCAACUAUAACUAACGACUGUCGAAAGCGCCUCCUCCAAAUCGUUUCAGACGCUUGUGGCGCCCCUGCUUCGGAUAUCAAAGACUCGGAUACGCUCCGCGAUCUGGGUGUUGACUCCCUGGCGUCAGUGGAGCUGAGCAGUGAUCUAGAGGAUGCUUUCUCUACUCAGAUUGACGACAACGAUGUGCAUCUCGACUCCACUAUUGCUGAGAUCAUUACCUACCUGGGAAUCAAGGAUGCGAACGGUCAAAGCUCGCUGGCCGUGUCCAUCUCAACACCGAUGCCUAGUUCGGCGCAUACCACCAGGUCUCACUCUCCAGUCGCGGCGGUCGCUCCUCGAAAAGAGUCCAACACAACCCGCCAACGCGUGCUUCAGAUAAUAUCGGAUGCAUGUGGCGCCCCUAUCGAGGCCAUGGGCGAUGAUGAAUUACUUCGUGACCUCGGUGUCGACUCGUUGGCAGCGAUGGAGCUCAAGAGUGAGCUCGAAGACGCGUUUGAUGUCGAGCUGGACGAUAGUCUACUCGAUUUAUCCGUCUCUGAAACUGUCAAAAGCUGUGGAGGUGCUCCUAUAGAGCCUGUCAAUCUACCCACAAUCCUUAAAAUGGCGGCCGCUAGCCUGAGUCCGCCACCCAAAACCGCCGGCAGCAAGUCCUCAACGCUGCCCGCUGACAUGGCAAGCCCAUUUGAAUCUCUUGUCAUCAGUGAAAGUGAUCACACUACCAAGGCAAGAAUGUGUGGGUUUCAAGAUUUUGGGGCUACGGUAGCCCCCCGACAAGAUGAGCUCAUGCUAGCCUAUAUUGUUGAGGCCUUUGCGGAGCUCGGCGUUGAUUUGCACGCCCUGAAAGAGGGAGCCUCGUUGCCACCACUGGCUUAUCGAAGUAAGCACGCUUACGAUCGACUUAUGCAGAGGAUCUGGGUCAUUCUGGGCAAACAUGGAUUGGUGAAAACAAUUAGCACAUCACAUCGCGUGAGAGGACCCGCGAAGUGCCCGCAAAGCACUUCGAUCGAGCUUCUUCUGAAGAUGCGGCACGAUUUCCCCGCAUAUCGAUGCGAAUUUUCCUUGAUGAACUUGACUGGAUCCCAGCUUGGGCAAUGUCUCGCUGGAAAACAGGAUCCAAUCGCCCUUAUGUUCAAGACACGGGAUGCGCAAGCCAUCAUGGAAGACUUUUAUCUAACUUCCCCCAUGCUCGCCACAGCCACAGAGAUGCUUGUAGACACCAUUAUGGAUGCUGUCUCCAGGUCCAAGGUCAACAAUCCCAUCAACAUCUUGGAGAUUGGAGCGGGCUUUGGCGGAACAACAAGAAAGCUUGUGCAACGUCUGGACAGCUUGAGCCGAUCUGUUAACUACACUUUCACCGAUAUCUCCCCCACACUUGUCAGUCGUGCGCUGAAGGUAUUUGCGGACCAAUAUCCAUGGUUGCAAUUCCAGACGUGGAACAUGGAACAUACGCCUCCCAACGCUCUCUCUGCAACAGGUCCUUUCGACAUCAUCAUCGGCACUAACUGUGUCCACGCUACUCAAGAUCGCACCGCUACUCUCAACCGCCUGAAGGGACUGCUACAACCUUCAGGCUUUGUCGUUCUUUCAGAAGUGACAGAGAUCGUAGACUGGUACGACAUCACCUAUGGCUUGCUAGACAGCUGGUGGGCCGAUAAAGAUGGUUGUUACCCUCUUCAAUCUGCUGAAGCUUGGAUGAGGUGUUUCAAGAAUGCUGGAUUUGCCGUUGCAUCAUUCUCGCAGGGUUCCAGUGUCGAUCUGAACACACAAAGAUUGCUCAUUGCCAGCAUGAGAAAAGACAUAGAAGCGCCAAAACGCGCACCGCCACAACCGACGUUGGAAAGUGUUGUUUACAAGACGGCCGAUGGCGUGGAUAUUCAUGCCGACGUUUUCUUUCCAAAGCAGCCGCCCGCCAGCGCCAUGCCCAUUGGUGGGUCUCUCUGA